Molecule: messenger RNA, 315 nt
Organism: Cadophora gregata
Lineage: Eukaryota; Fungi; Ascomycota; Leotiomycetes; Helotiales; Ploettnerulaceae
Exons: 1
Source: RefSeq, a predicted model, not a curated record
GGGAUUUCCGUGCGUUUCCUCUCCUUGCCUUCCUCUUGUAACAUGUCAAGAUCAGAGGGGACCAUGUCAACCAAUGAGUAUGAGGGAGAAGAUACUUUGUCAUGUGAAAAGGAAAGGCAUGCGAGCAAUGCAAGUGCAAAUGCAGAUAAGCAAGAACAGAGUUCAACAGUUCAACAGACUUCCCCUAAACUAUCCGCAAAAGAUCAAUCGCAUCUCUCGGUAUCCUCCCGAGACUCCAUCUUUUAUCAUGUAAUGGUUUCAACUCCGUCUGAAACCUCAUUUCCCCUUCCCUCUCACGCUUGCGUCGGGGAAUAA